This is a messenger RNA of Arvicola amphibius (Eurasian water vole), 1137 nucleotides long. RefSeq names its product complement C1q C chain (gene C1qc). Bases 166 to 903 code for a protein of 245 amino acids. The transcript is spliced from 3 exons. Gene Ontology annotation, molecular function: protein binding. The record is from RefSeq and is a predicted model, not a curated record. NCBI's taxonomy places the organism in Eukaryota, Metazoa, Chordata, Mammalia, Rodentia, Cricetidae.
GGAAAAAUUGCUGGAAAGAGGAUGUGGGAUUAGGGUGAUGUGGGGGGGAGGGGCACCAGAGCCUACCCUGAGCAGAUCUUUCUCCAUUCUGUCCUCCUGCCUGGGAGAACAGGACAUCUCCUUGAUUAGGCCUGAAGUCCCCUACACCCUCAGCCCCUCCUCAGGAUGGAUGUAGGGCCCAGCUGUCAGUCCCAACAUGGACUCUACCUGCUGCUGUUUCUGCUGGCUCUGCCACUCAGGAGCCAGGCCAGCACCAGCUGCUAUGGAAUCCCAGGGAUACCGGGCCUGCCGGGGACUCCUGGGAAGGAUGGGCAUGAUGGACUCCCGGGGCCGAAGGGUGAGCCAGGGAUCCCAGCAGUCCCUGGGACACGAGGACCCAAGGGUCAGAAGGGCGAGCCUGGCUUGCCUGGCCAUCGUGGGAAAAAUGGCCCCAUGGGGACCUUUGGGUUGCCAGGGGAUCCAGGCCCCAUGGGACCUCGUGGGGAGCCAGGUGAGGAGGGCCGAUACAAGCAGAAGCACCAGUCGGUGUUCACCGUCACCCGGCAGACCUCCCAGUACCCGGCGGCCAACGGCCUGGUCAAGUUCAACUCUGUCAUCACCAACCCCCAAGGGGACUAUGACACCAGCACAGGGAAGUUCACCUGCAAAGUGCCCGGCCUCUACUACUUUGUCUACCACACGUCACUGACGGCCAAUCUGUGCACGCAGCUCUACCACAACCAUGCCAGGGUGACCAGCUUCUGCGACCACGUGUCCAAUAGCAAGCAGGUCAGCUCGGGAGGAGUCCUGCUGCGGCAGCAGAGAGGCGAUGAGGUGUGGCUGGAAGUCAACGACUACAACGGCAUGGUGGGCACUGAGGGCUCGGACAGCGUCUUCUCGGGCUUCCUGCUCUUUCCCGACUAGAGUGGCAGGCUGGCUCCAGCCCCCGGCCCCCCACCUCACUUCCUCUGCUUCCUCCAUCCUCACUCAGACCCUUCUGCACCACACUGCUGACCUCUUCCUCCAAGAGGUCUGCCUGGGUCCUGACCCAGCUUCUUCAGGAACCGCCUACUGAUACCGUUCCUGUGGCCGUUUGCCAAUAUCUUGAGACUGUUUGUUUUCAGGUGGGGAGAUACAUAAAUAAAAAGGGUCACUAAA